AAAGCGGUUUCUACAGCUCCACCUUCCCUUGUCUUGCCUCCGCCACGAGAGAGAGAGAGAGGCGAGAUGGCGCUGCGAGCCCACCCGCUGCUCUCUUCCUCCUCCUUGCCGCCUCCGACCCUUCCAAUCCUCUGCCUCCGCUGUCCUGGAUCUUCCCUCUCCUCCAAACGCUUCCUCCGUUCCCACUCCCGCUCCGCAAUCCGGCCGUGGCGAAACCCCUGCGCCGCCCGUCCCGGCGGACCUCGUUUCUUGGGGCAAGAUGACGCCGACUCCGACGCCGACGAGGAGGACGAGGAGGAGUGGAGAUGGGCACCAUCUGCCGGCCCCUCCGGAGCUCACCUCGUCGGCGCGGUGGACGAAGACGAUAGUGUUGGCGAGGGCGGGGGCGGCGUCGGGUGGGGCGCACCCGAUGGCGACGCUGCCGGGGGAUCGGGGAUUCGAGAAUCCGGUGUGGACGACGGCGGGCAGGUGGGCGAGUGGGACCUCCCUAUGAGCUCCUUUCGGGGGCGGGUUCAGGUACAGCAUCACCAAGAAGAGGAGGAGGAGGAGGAGGAGGAGGAGGAAGACGAAGAUGGAGGUGGCUGCGAAUGGUCGGACCCGGGUUUCUUCUUGCGAGGCCAAGAGGAGGAGGCCAGCAGCAGCGUGAGCACCACCACGGCCAUGGAAGAGAUUCUCACCUUGGCGAGGAGCCCCGCGGUCGACGGGCAGGCGUUUGCCGAGUUCUUGGCGGGGUACGGCCGCGGAGCACUCAGUGUGGAGGAAUGCGUUGAGCUGAUGAGGAGGAUGGGGGAGGAGGGGCUGGCAUUGGGGUGUCUCCACCUUCUCCGAUGGAUGCAGGCUCCGGAGGAGGAGCCAUUGUUGUUGCCCCCGCAGGCAUGGCUGCUCGCUGUUGUGGCGCUUGGACGGGCUCAGAUGGCCGAUGAGGUGCUGGAGAUUGUGGAGAGUUUGCCUCCCGAGAGGAGAUUCAGUGAGGCUGUCCUUUACAAUGCUGCAAUGUCAGGCCUAGCCUAUCGCGGAAGAUAUGAUGAUACCUGGAAAGUAUUUAAGCUCAUGGAAAAGAAAAAUAUCCAGCCUGACCACAUGACAUCCUUAAUCAUGUUAGAUGUAAUGAACAAGAGCAAGACAUCUGCCAAGGAUGCAUGGGAAUUCUUCCAACGGAUGGAAAGAAAAGGUGUCAAGUGGAGCUUGGACAUUUGUAUUUCUCUUAUCAAGAUCUUUUGUGACAACGGUCUGAAAACUGAAGCUCUUAUCAUACAGUCAGCAAUGGAGAAGAAAGGAAUUGCAUCAAACACGAGCAUGUAUAACACAUUAAUAAAUGCUUACUGCAAAGCCAAUCAAAUUGAAGAGGCAGAGGGAGUUUUCGUUGAGAUGAAAGAGAAAGGCUUGAGUGCGACAGCAAUGACCUAUAAUAUCCUUAUGGGUGCUUACUGUAGAAGAUUGCAGCCAGAAGUUGUUGAGUCUUUACUGCUGGAGAUGCAAGAUUUAGGACUACGACCAAAUGCGAGAUCAUACAACUUUCUCAUACGUGUUUAUGGGCAACAGAAGAAAAUGAGUGAAAAGGCUGAAGAUGCUUUCUUAAGGAUGAAGACAGAUGGCAUUAUGCCAACGUCUUCUACAUACACUUCACUGCUUUGUGCAUAUGCAGUUAAUGGAUUGCAUGAAAAGGCUUAUUUGACUUAUGUGGAUAUGAAAAGAGAAGGACUUAAGCCUUCCUUAGAAACAUAUACAGCAUUGAUUGACAUGUUUAGGAGGGCUGGUGACACGGAGAAGCUAAUGGAGACAUGGAGAUCAAUGAUCAAUGAAAAGGUUCCUGGAACUAGGGUAAUAUUCCACAUGGUGCUUGAUGGUCUGGCAAAACAUGGGCUGUAUGUUCAGGCAACGGAUGUUAUAUAUGAGUUUAGAAGGGCUGGUUUGCAGCCUACCGUAAUGACAUACAACAUUUUGAUGAAUGCUUUUGCAAGGGGAGGACAACAUUAUAAAUUACCCCAACUCUUGAAAGAGAUGGCUGCUAUGGAAUUAAAACCAGAUUCUGUAACAUACUCUACAAUGAUUUAUGCGUAUGCCCGUGUUCGUGACUUUUCGAGAGCAUUCUAUUACCACAAGCUGAUGGUUCGAAGUGGACAAUUGCCUGAUGUUAGUUCAUAUAAAAAGUUAUUGAAUACAUUGGAUGUGAAAGCUGCAAGAAAGAACAUAAAGGAUAAGAAUGCCAUAGUGGGAAUCUUAAAAGGAAAGUCCAGCCUAAAACAUAGGAAGGAGAAGAAGGAUGAGUUUUGGAAGAACAGAAAAAAACGUUCUAUGAUGAACCAUGUCUAUGGGUACCCAAGGAAAAGAUUUUUGUGAUGCUUUUCUUAUGUGUACAUUAGACCAUACCUUGUAUUCUGGAUGUUCAUCCCUUAUCCAUUACAGCAGCAUAUAAAAUGAACUUUCAGGAAGUUCAUGGUGUUCAUAUUUUAAUUCUCUUAAAGCAUUCAAGUCAAAAAUACGGUUAAAGUAUCA
Molecule: messenger RNA, 2496 nt
Organism: Oryza sativa Japonica Group (Japanese rice)
Lineage: Eukaryota; Viridiplantae; Streptophyta; Magnoliopsida; Poales; Poaceae
Product: pentatricopeptide repeat-containing protein At5g50280, chloroplastic
Molecular function (GO): protein binding
Source: RefSeq, a predicted model, not a curated record